CAGCUGGAAUCAGUGAUAACGGCAAGAUGCUAGUUUUAAGAAGUUGCAGUCGAUCUUAUCUUAAACCCAUUCUCCCCCGGUACUGUUCAACAAAGAACAACAAACCUCCAAAAGCGACACCCGAAAUGAAGCAACCCCGCGAACCUGAUGGCCAAGAAGAACGGAUUGUGGUAGAGAAGGAAAACAACAUCACACUGAUCGGCAUCAAUCGUCCAAAAGUGAGAAACGCAAUCGAUGUCGCCACCGGUGUGGAGCUGUCGAACGCAAUAACCGCCUUUGAGACCGAUCCUACGGCGGAUGUCGGUAUUCUGUACGGUAUCGGUGGUACGUUUUGCUCGGGGUACGAUCUCUCGGAGCUAUCCGCAUCCGAUGACACCAGUGCGGUACGUUCGAACGUCCUGAAUCCGGAGGGCGUGAUGGGACCAACGAGAAGGAUGAUCGAGAAACCACUUAUCUGCGCUAUCAGCGGUUACUGUGUGGCCGGCGGACUAGAGCUGGCCCUCAUGUGCGAUCUGCGCGUAAUGGAGGAGAAUGCCGUGCUUGGGUUCUUCAAUCGGCGCUUCGGUGUCCCCUUGAUCGAUGGUGGCACCGUCCGGUUGCCGGCUCUGAUCGGUUUGUCUCGUGCACUCGAUCUCAUGCUCACCGGAAGGGCGGUCACGGCAAAGGAGGCGCUGGAAAUCGGUCUCGUGAAUCGUAUCGUUGCCGUCGGGGCAGGCCUUGGGCAGGCUUACAAUUUGGCGAUGAGCAUAGCCAAGUACCCGCAGCUCUGCCUUCGCCACGACCGAGCAGCAGCCUACUAUGGUGCCUUUUCUGCACAAUCGUUUGAGGAUGCUAUGCACAGGGAGACACAAACCGUCACCGAUGAGCUACUGGCGGAAGCACGGACUGGGGCCAACAAAUUCCGGUCCGGUGUAGGCCGGGGAGGCAGCUUCAGUGGCAUAAAGGAGCGAACGAUACCGGACUGGGAACGCUCGGAAAUGGGGUUCGAAUCAAAGCUUUAGCCUUACUGGCGGGUUCUUCAAGGUGAGGGUUGUGUAGUUUUAGAAUAUUUUUCAGGGGUUUCAGCUAAAACGAACGCCGAAACCACCAAGUUUAACUUUGAAAAUCGGUUGAUUGAUCAAGACUCCUCUGUUGUUAUGUUGCUAAUAGGCAAUUCAAAUAAAAUUAAUUAAGAAACGAUAGCUACUUACAGGCGUUCGUUGUGUUACGGUGACACUUUGUUUUCGUUUAAUAGACACCAAUAGAAUGUUCAAUUAUUUUACUAAAAGGUUUGUUUUAUUAUUUGAAUACGAUUCUGUUUUUUACUUAAAACAUUCAUUCCUCCGCCUCGGGAUCGUUACCGUAAUCGCAUGUAGGGUACCACCACAAGUAUUAACCAACCGCGAUGAUCGAAACACUCGGCUAUCGUACCCGUUCGAAGCGGAUCGCUCGUAGUUGUAACAUUCGGUUAGUUACUCACGUAACCAAACCACCCAGAAGAUACCGGCAGAUUUGUGGAUGGGCAAUUUGGUUUACGACCCGCUCUCUUCCUUCUAAAUAUUUUGUUUAAUAAAUUUCUACAUGUUGUUUUUCAUUUUCUUCUGUGCGUUGUAUCUACUAAACAGAUAAGAAUAUUUGAUUUCUUCUGUGAGUGAAUAAAUUGAGUAAUCCAUAUCAACAUUCGUUGCAUACCGCAAUGCUCGCCUGCCUGGCCUGUUCCUGUACUUUCUCUCUCUCUGGAAGAUCGCAACAUAACGUCCAUAAACGUCGGAUUGAAUUGCGGGACAUAACUGAAGGAAAGGGUGCAGGAGCGGGGGCAUCUUAACGGUCUGCUGUAGGAGGAUAAUCACCAUCGGAAUCCGCCGAGCAUAGGAAAUCGUUGGAAUCGGUACCUGAUUUUAUAAUCCAUCGAUCUCCCACCACACCACCACGAGCACACAUCAUCGCCGAAGGAUUUUUUCAUCGGGCGAGAAAUCGUGAGUGAAACUGGAGUGGGAUUUGGGGCUGGUGGUAGUGAUUGCGGUUUGUGUGUAUAUAUAUAUUUUUACGAAGUAUUAUUCGCGACGAGACACUAAAAAAAGGAUCUCCUUCUCUAUCGUUGAAGUUCAACGAUCCCCUGGGCCUCACAUACAUACAAUCACACACACACACACACACACACGCACAGACAGAGAUACAAACAAAUCAACUACCAAACUACAGCGUUUUAUGCUUCAUUGAUUUUCAUUUCCAUAAAAUUCAUCCAUCGUGUUCUGGACUCCUGACGGCGAAAACAACAACACCAUCCAAUGGCUACUACAACACCAUCAUCACUGCUGCAUCCGCCUUCCCCCCUUAUCUUCUUCCCGUUUUUUUCCGUGGUCCUGUGGCGCUUGGCUUGGAUGGGGGAAACCUCUUGUUUACUAGUUUUGUAGCGGAUCCUAUAUUUCAUUUAAGAAUAAAGUAUUUACCAAGGUAAUUCAUACGAAAAUCGUAGAAAGGCGUUAGAUGGAGGCAAACGUGGUUCAUCUCCGCCUGCUUUGCUUUUAAAGCUUUCCGAUAGGGCGGAGCGCCUAGGGCAGGCAGAUCAGCCGUUUACCGAACCCGAUUGGAGAUAUUAGCAACUCUAGCCCCACCGAGCGCAUCGACCGGAACGAAUCUGCAACGUGCUCGUGCAUCAUCCUACCCUUCUCCUCUUAUCAGUCCUUUCAUUCCUCUUCCCUCGAUUCAGUCUACAUCCACCACCACCUUUCGAGCCAACGUCGGUCGAGCUUAACAAAAAUAAGCCCACCCAAUCUAACAAAAGCGAUGAAAUCUGGUGCAACAACUGGCAGUCACACAACGAAGUUACUAUGUGUGUAUGUGUGUAUUAAUGAAUCCAAUCCUUCUCAUCUUUAAUUCAACUUCAACUUCAACGAUAAAAAAAGAA
This is a messenger RNA of Anopheles aquasalis, 2887 nucleotides long. RefSeq lists its product as uncharacterized. The record is from RefSeq and is a predicted model, not a curated record. Lineage: Eukaryota; Metazoa; Arthropoda; Insecta; Diptera; Culicidae.